Callorhinus ursinus (northern fur seal) is the source of this 1281-nucleotide messenger RNA. NCBI's taxonomy places the organism in Eukaryota, Metazoa, Chordata, Mammalia, Carnivora, Otariidae. The record is from RefSeq and is a predicted model, not a curated record.
UGAGGCAUCUCUGUAAGGACCACUUUCGUGUUUUUGCAGGUACUGUAAUAGGUGUUGUCAUUUAUACUGGAAAAGAGACUCGAAGUGUAAUGAACACAUCCAAUCCAAAAAAUAAGGUUGGUUUGUUGGACCUUGAACUCAAUCAGCUGACCAAAGCACUGUUUGUGGCUUUAGUUGCUCUCUCGGUUGUUAUGGUAACCUUACAAGGAUUUGUAGGCCCGUGGUACCGCAACCUGUUUCGGUUCCUCCUUCUCUUCUCCUACAUCAUUCCCAUCAGUUUGCGUGUGAACUUGGACAUGGGCAAAGCCGCAUAUGGAUGGAUGAUCAUGAAGGACGAGAGCAUCCCCGGCACGGUUGUGCGGACCAGCACCAUCCCCGAGGAGCUGGGGCGCCUGGUGUACUUGCUCACGGACAAAACAGGAACCCUCACCCAGAACGAGAUGGUGUUUAAGAGGCUGCACCUGGGGACUGUGUCUUAUGGAGCAGACACGAUGGACGAGAUCCAGAGCCACCUCAGGAAUCCAUACUCACAGAUGCAGUCUCAAGCUAGCGGGAAUGCUACCAGUUCAACACCACCAAGAAAGGCCCAGUCCUCAGCUCCCAAAGUGAGAAAAAGUGUUAGCAGUCAAGUCCACGAAGCUGUGAAGGCCACUGCGCUGUGCCACAACGUGACCCCCGUGUAUGAGCCUCGAGCCGGCGUGAUCGCGGAGGCCGAGUACGCAGAGGCGGACCAGGACUUCAGCGACGGGAACCGCACCUACCAGGCCGCCAGCCCUGACGAGGUCAGUCGGGGCCUCUUAGAAGGUCUCAGAUACAAACCUGCCUCAGAGGCACAAGAAUUCGUUCUUCCAGGGGCAUGAAUGCAAGGGGAGCUUUAUUAUCGUGUCUAAUGGUGCCUUAGCUCCAGGCCUGAAGGCCACAUGGCUCUCUCGGAUUCGUGCAUUUGGUCCUGGUGUGUCCACAUACCCCAGAAAGCCUAAGAGUGAGUUACUGGAAAACACAUGAGAAAAAUCAGAGUUUUACUGAUUUGGAAACUGAUCUGUGACCGAGUCAGAUCUUAAUAAAGCUGCUGGCGCCUGGACUGUUCCUCCCUCAUCAUCCCAUCUUCUUACUUCCACAUGAAUUGUCAGGCUUACGUGUUAAAUUUCCAGGUUUGUUCGUUUGUUUUGCCAGAAUUUAGCUAUAGCAUAUCUAUUUCAAAAGAGAAUUGGGCUAUAAAUCAUUUCAAAAAUCUACAGAAGACAGAAACAGUAAAAUCUUCAAUGUGGCAAAUUAGUCAUU